AUGUCCUCGCGAGGAAGAGGUAGAGGCGGAGGAGGAUAUCAAGAUCGUGGAGGAUCACGAGGAGGCGGCGGUGGAGGAGGUUAUAGAGGUGGUGGGGGACGAGGCGGAGGGGGUCGAGGUGGUGGUGGUGGAGGAGAUCGAGGCGGAGGUUCCUUUAGAGGAGGCGGAGGAGGAGACCGGGGAGGAGGAGGUUCUUUCAGAGGUGGCAGAGGUGGAGGGCCGCCUCCAGUCUAUUCUGUUCCCGGCGGAAUCCCCGCCCCCGAUAAGACGGUGACCAAAACGGAAGAUGCUCUUAUAUCUCCGGUCAAAUCAGUCGAUCUAAGUACGCUCGGCCUACAAGAUGUUCUCCCUCGCCGGCCAGCAUACGGCACUAAAGGAGCGGAGGUUACUCUGUGGGCAAACUACGUCUCUUUGACCGCAUCGUCCAAGCUGGUCUUAUACCGAUAUGAGAUGUCUGUCACCCCGGCCGCGACUGGAAAUAAGCUGACACAGGUUGUUCGCUUGCUAUUGGAGGCACCAGAGCUGGCCGAGUAUAAAUAUGGCCUUGUGAGUGAUUUCAGGAAAACCAUCCUCAGCCGACAGAAAUUUAGUGAUCGGACCAUCAACAUCGCGUAUCGAUCCAUUGGACAAGAUGAACCAAAGGAGGAUGGUGUUCAGUAUCAGGUCAAGCUCCAUCUCACCAAUACCUUGGCCACCUCAGAGUUGAUAGAAUACCUCACGUCGACGAACCCAUCUGCCCAGUAUGACGAAAAGCUGCCCCUCAUCCAGGCUCUCAACAUCUUCCUCAAACACUACGCCAAGUCGGGCGACAACCUCGUCUCCAUGGGGUCGGCCGAAAGCGGAUCAUCCAAAACGUUUGCCAUAGGUCAGUUGUCUGAUACAUGGGACCUUGGAAACUGCCUCACCGCCAUACGUGGCUUCUUUGCCAGUGUCCGUGCAGCUACAGCUCGUGUGCUUGUCAAUAUCAACGUCAGCCAAGCUGCAUUCUUCCAAGAGGGCCCGCUGGAUCAAUUCAUCCUCCGCCUAGGCACUCAGGGGGGAUUGUCCAAGUUGCAGGCAUUCAUCCACGGGAUUCGGAUCAAAGUUACUCACCUACCUGACAAGCUAAACAGACGAGGUAAACCCGUUUCGCGAGUGAAAACCAUUUGGUACUUGGCGAAUAAAAACGAUGGACAAGGCCUCAAGAACCCCCCUCGAGUAAAAUCGUUUGGAGCUGGGCCAAAGGAUGUCCAGUUUUGGCUCAAAGAAGAUUUGCAAGAUACAAAGAAGCAGGGUGGGAAAGGCGCCAAAGCUCAGGGAGGACAGUACAUCUCUGUCUAUGACUUCUUCGCCAAAAAGUAUAAAAUCCACAUUCAAGAUACUCACCUGCCCGUCAUCAAUGUCGGCGAUAGAGCAAAUCCCAAUUACUUGCCGCUCCAGGUUUGUUAUGUGCUGCCUGGCCAGCCGUGCAAUACCACGCUCAGCACGGCCCAGGCCCAGCAAAUGAUCAGGUUUGCUGUUCGUAAGCCGUUCGACAACGCUACAUCUAUUGUGACAAAGGGACUGAAAAUUGCGGGCCUGUCUUCUGAAACAAACCCAUUAUUGGCCCAGUUUGGAAUCGAUAUUUCUCAGGACCUCAUUACCGUUUCGGGCCGCGUUAUCGCUAGCCCAAAAGUUGGUUACGGCCAGAACCGACAAAUUCCCACGUUUGGGGGCAGUUGGAACAUGCUACCAAGGGACUCUCCGAGUCUCAAAUUCAGCAACGCCGGCAGUAUGCAGAAGUGGUCUUGUGUCUACAUUGAGAUGCCCAACGACUAUCCGCACGCCCAGACAUUCACCAGUGCAGGCCUUACUGAAGUCUUGCGCAGCUUCCAUGCCGUGCUGGGUGAUACCGGCAUCGCUGCCAGCCCACCGCUUCAACCCUUUCAACGACUUCAACUUACUAAUAACGACGACCCUGAGCUUGAGGCGUUGAUGAAGCGUGCUGCAUCGUCGCUACAGCUGCUCUUCGUCAUCCUGCCCGCAACUCCUAUUCCGUUGUACAACCGCGUCAAAUAUCUUGGCGAUGUGAAAUAUGGCAUCCAUACCGUUUGCAGCGUCGGCACCAAGAUUGCCAACCCCAAGGGCCAAGACCAGUAUCUUCGCAAUCUCGCGCUCAAGUUUAACCUAAAGCUUGGCGGCAACAACCAUCUCGUCGAUCCCACACACUUGGGAUUCAUUACUGAGAAUAAAACCAUGAUUGUUGGUAUCGAUGUAACUCAUCCGACGGCCGGAGAAAAGCAGGCUCCCAGUAUAGCCAGUAUGGUUGCUAGCAUUGACCAGAAGCUCGGCCAGUGGCCCGGUAUCCUCAGCAUCCAGCCUAAAGCCCGUCAGGAGUUGGUUGCGGAUCUCACUGAAAUGCUGAAAUCGCGCCUGCGUUUGUGGCGCCAGAAAGGCAAACACUCAGAGUUUCCGGAAAAUAUCAUUGUAUACCGCGACGGCGUCUCAGAGGGGCAGUAUCAGCCGGUAUUAGACCAAGAGCUCCCGUUGCUACGAGCCGCCUGCAAAGAGAUCUACCCGGCACCAGAUCAAAAGAAAGGCCUACCACGCAUGACUGUGGCCGUUGUCGGUAAACGCCACCAUACUCGUUUUUAUCCAACUAUGGCCGCCGACGCGGACAAGGGGGGAAACACCAAGGCUGGUACUGUGAUUGAUCGAGGCGUCACAGAAGCUCGCAGCUGGGACUUUUUCCUCCAGGCGCACACAGCACUACAGGGAACGGCCAGACCAGCGCAUUACUAUGUUGUGCUGGAUGAGAUCUUUCGCGCAAGAUACGCGAAGACGCCUGGAAAGAACAUAGCAGACGAGUUCCAGAAUCUGACGCAGAGUAUGUGCUACGCAUUUGGUCGGGCCACCAAGGCCGUGAGCUACUGCGCUCCGGCAUACUAUGCAGAUGUCUUGUGCGAGCGGUCACGAUGCUACCUCAGCAGUUUAUUUGAGACGCCGCCUGCUUCAGAAGCGACGUCGAUGGUGGAAGGCGCUGCGGGUGGUCCCAGUACUGGGGCAUUGCAGCAGGAGGUGCAGGUCCAUGAGAGGCUCAAGGAUAGUAUGUUUUACAUUUGA
Trichoderma harzianum CBS 226.95 is the source of this 3081-nucleotide messenger RNA. RefSeq lists its product as hypothetical. The record is from RefSeq and is a predicted model, not a curated record. The transcript has 4 exons. Gene Ontology annotation, molecular function: RNA binding; protein binding. NCBI's taxonomy places the organism in Eukaryota, Fungi, Ascomycota, Sordariomycetes, Hypocreales, Hypocreaceae. Bases 1 to 3081 code for a protein of 1026 amino acids.